Messenger RNA from Danio aesculapii, 2595 nucleotides. RefSeq names its product zona pellucida protein AX 4 (gene zpax4). The record is from RefSeq and is a predicted model, not a curated record. The transcript has 19 exons. NCBI's taxonomy places the organism in Eukaryota, Metazoa, Chordata, Actinopteri, Cypriniformes, Danionidae. Bases 66 to 2555 code for a protein of 829 amino acids.
UGCUAAUGUAGUUUUGGUUAUAGUUUAAGCUACCAUACUACAGACACUUCUGGUAAUCAGUGGCCAUGGCGUUAGAGUUUGUUUCAGGAGGGUUACUUCUCCUGUGUGCAGUAGCUUUUUCUCUUCCUGACUUCAAAGGCACGUUUCAGCAGUCCCUCAUGCAGCCACAAGUUCCCAUUCAGGUGGAAUGCAAGGCCCACUAUUUGUUAGUCUCCGUAGAUAUACCACCAUCUGGUUUGAAGCCACGUUUUGAGGCCAUUGAUGCUGCAGGUGUGUAUUCUAUUACUGAGCGCUAUGCAGCUCAGUGUGGUUAUACUUACUCUGUCCAGCCUCUUCAAGGUCGUGUUUUUCUCAGAGCCUCUUAUUUCUCCUGUCACACGGACAAUCAGAUUGACAAGGUCUUCAACUUCAUGUUUCGUGUGGUCAUCGCGGACCAGAGUGGGCUGGAAUCAUUUUUCAAUGUGUCUCAGACUUGCAAUGUUCAUACUUUCACUCCAAGAGAAGUUGUUUGUGAGGAGAACUACAUGGAGGUGUCUGUGAAAGCUGAGAUGCCUUGCCUUUCAACUAGUAUGAUAAAGGGAGAAUUCUCUGAAACUUACGCAGUGGCUCACAGUUCAGCAGUAGAGGCCUGGCAGAUUAUUCUGCAACAAGAGGGACAACGAUCCAAAGUUAUGUCAACUGAAGAGGCUGCUGCUCUGGGGUACACCGUAAUGGGCACACCCAGCAGACUUGUUUUUCGGACUGCCUAUGGCCAACCUCAUGCAACUGUCAAAAUGGUCAAUGAUGUCGCAGUUGAAGCGAUCCAUGCCACAGUGUUUUUCAGACAGACCUGGAUGGUGGUCAUGAUGGAUCUGGUUGCAUCUUGCUCAAUGGAUGAAGGUCGUUUUGAUGGCUAUAGACUUCAGUGGAGAACUCCUGCAGUAAUGAUUCCACUGGCUGUAGGGCUUCCUGUCUUGAGGACAGAGUACAUGGCCAUAGGUGUUGAUGGUGAGAUUGUGGAUGAACUGCCUGCAAAAGAGCGUGGCUACUCUGUGAUGGUGGUUGGGAAUACUGUAGAGAGUAGCAUCCCCUUUGGUGCUGAGGGAGGGUACAGAAAGAGCUUCAUAAUGGAGAAUGUGUAUUAUGAGAUCUACACUGUCCAGCUGGCCUACCAGCAAACGUAUGUGGACCACAGUGGUAUGGUGACUAAGAAAAAUGUAGUGCGGCAAAUAUCCAGUCCGCUAGUUCCUCGUGUUCUCUAUACCGUUAACAAAACCAACAUUGUGGAAGAAAUCUUUACCAUCUAUCUGGGCAAUGUACCUACUGAUGUGGAACUGGUGUCCAUGGAUUUUAAUGGACAGGAGAUCUCUGUAUCGACUGCCAUCCAGAUGGGCUAUUCUAUCACUAGAGUCUCUGAAACCAAUUUAACCUUUGCAUACAUCAUUAGGGUGCCGUUUCAAGACCAGUUUGUUGUGAAAAAGUUUGUUUCAGAGGGUGUUCUUGAGUACUCGUUGAACGUUAAGUGGACUUUGAACAUCAUACCUCAAAUGGAGACCUAUUACCACUAUUCCUUUGUGUCUGCUGUGGUUGUUAAAGCCUCCCCUCCAGUUUUUGAGAGCAUGUGUGCUGCUUAUGGUGUAAGCUUCAGGAAAGAGCACCGUGGCUAUGAUCAUUUGUGGGACUUUGCUGUUGGCCGCCACAGGCUGACCCCACAACUGAUUUCAGAGCGUGGCUACAAAGUUACCAACGACAGCAGCGCCUUAAUAAUGGAUGUGCCUCUAUUUACAGCUGGAUACACCUAUGAGGACAUUACUCUACAACAGUUCUCUGCCAAAUUUGAGAUUUUCACAAGAAAUGCUCAAACACUGGAAACUGUGCAAUCUUCAGCCAGACGCUGCCUCUUCCAAACCACUGAGCUCUUGGUGUGCUCUCCUGAGGGUAUUAUGACUGUAGUGAGUGACAUCACUAAAGCAAUACCUAAUGCAGACCCUGCCCGGACCACACUAUUAGACCCAAGCUGUGGACCCAAAGAAACUGAUGAGAGGAGAGUCCUUUUCUCUUUUGGCCUUAACACUUGUGGCACUAGAGUUGAGAUUGACAAGUGGUAUGUGACCUAUGAAAAUGAGAUCAAACUUCAUGAGUUGUAUUCCUCUGACGCAAAGCCAGUCAUCACUAGAGAUGCUGCAUACAGGGUGAUCGUGAGGUGCAUUUACCCAGUACGUUACCUUGAAACCCUUUCAGUGGACCUGAGGUUCAAAGUUGAUGCGGCUGGAAUUGGAGUAAUACAGUCUGUGAUGGCUCCUCCCAAAAUCGUUGAGACUGUGCAAGUCCAGGAAAGCGCUGUUUAUCACCCAUCUUUUCAGGCAACUGUUAUAGAGAAACCAGUUCAAGUCCAGGAAAGUGCAGUUUUUCGUCCAUCUUUUCAGGCAGCCAUUGUUCAAAAGCCAGUGCAAAUCCAGGAAAGCACUGUUUUGCAGCCCUCUUUUCAGACAACCAUUGUACAAAAGCCAAUUAACUACAAGCGUCUGGGCCAUUUGCGCUGGUCUGAAGACAAACAUGCUCAUAGGACAAAAUAGAAACUUUUAAUUUGAAUUGAAUAAACAUCUUAAGCCUUAA